This is a messenger RNA of Leptidea sinapis, 921 nucleotides long. RefSeq lists its product as uncharacterized. The transcript has a single exon. The record is from RefSeq and is a predicted model, not a curated record. Bases 1 to 921 code for a protein of 306 amino acids. Lineage: Eukaryota; Metazoa; Arthropoda; Insecta; Lepidoptera; Pieridae.
AUGCAAGCAAAAAUAGAAGCAGAAAGAUUGUUAUUUAUUCGUCUAAAUCAAAAUAAAUUACGAACGGAUGAAUAUAUUCACUUACGAGAUGCGGUAGCCAAUGAUGGGGAUGUUGAAAAUUUGGGACGAUUAGUAAUUUUGCCUUCUACAUUCAUUGGUAGCCCUAGGCAUAUGCUGCAAUAUGCACAAGACGUAAUGGCGUAUGUGAGAAAAUAUGGUCGUCCUGACUUAUUCAUAACGUUUACGUGCAAUUCGUCAUGGAAGGAAAUUAAAGAUGAGUUACAAUUUGGACAAAAGUCACAUGACAGACAUGAUUUAAUUGCGCGCGUGUUUAAACAGAAACAAGUAAAAUUCAUUAAUGCAAUUGUGAAGAGUUGUAUUUUCGGAAAUGUUAAUAGCUGGAUGUUCUCCAUUGAGUGGCAAAAGAGAGGGCUGCCACACUCAUACAAUUUAAUUUGGCUGAAAGAAAAAAUUCACUCAAAUCAAAUCGAUGACGUUAUUAAAGCAGAAUUCCCAAAUCCGGUUGAAGAUCCUGUUCUAUAUGAAAUAAUCGUGAAACAAAUGAUACAUGGACCUUGCGGGGCACUUAAUAUGCAAUCACCCUGUAUAAAAGAUAAUAAAUGCUCAAAACGAUAUCCAAGAUCAUUUUUGAGUGAGACGCAAACGGGAGAUGAUGGAUAUCCGCAAUACCGACGUCGACCACCGAGUGAAGGAGGAUUUACAGCAAAAAUUAGAGUACGGGGUGAAGAAAUCGAAAUUGAUAAUCGAUGGGUUGUCCCUUAUAAUCCGUUAUUAUCGAAAAUGUUUAAUGCACAUAUAAAUGUAGAGUAUUGCAGUUCAGUUCAGUCAAUUAAAUAUGUGUGUAACUAUAUUAACAAAGGAAGUGAUAUGGCUGUCUUUGAAAUUACAAAUGAAAAUUGA